AUGGCCACACACCACGUACCCACAGUGGCUUUUGCUUUCGGCCUUCUGGGCACCGUCGUUUCCUUCAUGACCUUUCUUGCUCCUCUGCCCACUGUCUAUGGAAUUUACAAGACAAAAAAGACGCAAGGGUUUCAGUCAAUCCCAUACGUGGUAUCGCUCUUGAGUGCAAUGCUUCUGUUGUACUACGGAUUAGUUAAGAAGGAUACUCUCCUCAUCACCAUCAAUGGAAUUGGCUGUGUUAUCGAGACUGCUUAUGUGGCUGCUUACCUCAUCUAUGCCUCGAAGAAUGAUAGGGUGUUGACCUUGAAGCUUUUCCUGAGCAUGAACGUAUUGGGGUAUGGUGCGGUACUCUCCACCACUUUCUUCCUAUCAAAAGGAGCAAAGCGCGCAUGGAUUAUUGGAUGGAUUUGCAUGACACUCUCUCUAGGCAUAUUUGUUGCUCCACUUUGCAUCUUGAAAAAAGUCAUAAAAACCGGGAGUGUGGAGUUCAUGCCGAUAACUCUAUCAAUCUUCCUCACAUUGGGUGCAAUCGUGUGGUUCUUCUAUGGCUUUCUCCUUAAAGACUUCUUCAUUGCUGUGCCAAACGUGUUGGGAUUUGUACUGGGAGUGGUUCAGAUGGUGCUUUACGCAAUAUACAAGAAGAAUGCAAACACAAUGGAAGUGGAGCGUAAUUCGCAGCAGCAGGAACCAAGGGAAGAGAUCAUUGACGUCGUGAAGCCGAGCGCAGCCGCGUGUCCAAAAAUUAAACCAGCGUUACCUACACAGUUGAAGGACAUCCUCAAAGAUGGUGUCGGCGAAGAUGAACAAAUCGUUGAGAUGCCUUCCGAGACAAUCAAGGCAUGA
Eucalyptus grandis is the source of this 843-nucleotide messenger RNA. RefSeq names its product bidirectional sugar transporter SWEET14-like. Bases 1 to 843 code for a protein of 280 amino acids. Gene Ontology annotation, molecular function: sugar transmembrane transporter activity. The transcript has 6 exons. The record is from RefSeq and is a predicted model, not a curated record. Gene Ontology annotation, cellular component: membrane. Gene Ontology annotation, biological process: carbohydrate transport. Lineage: Eukaryota; Viridiplantae; Streptophyta; Magnoliopsida; Myrtales; Myrtaceae.